Siniperca chuatsi (mandarin fish) is the source of this 3063-nucleotide messenger RNA. It is a transcript of the gene tti2, whose product is annotated as TELO2 interacting protein 2. The coding region runs from base 189 to 1769 and encodes 526 amino acids. The record is from RefSeq and is a predicted model, not a curated record. The transcript is spliced from 10 exons. Gene Ontology annotation, cellular component: centrosome; cytosol; nucleoplasm. NCBI's taxonomy places the organism in Eukaryota, Metazoa, Chordata, Actinopteri, Centrarchiformes, Sinipercidae.
CCGGCCGGAGGCAUUUGUCCGAACACACGGUCCCUACCCUGUAAAGCUCCCGGAGCUUUCAGUCUGCAUGCAGAGGAUCUGAAGGAAAUGUUUGAUUUGAACGUGUUUUGUUUCAUCGAUGGAAGCUGAUCAGCUGCGGGAUCAAUCGAUGCUUCCGCGGCUGACGUCAGCUCCGCCUCCACUGCAGUAUGGAGCUCUCCUCUCUGCUUCAUGACCUUCAUCUCUCCCCCGCCUCCUCCUCCUCCUCAGAGAAGCCCCUCCCCUCUCCCGCUCUUCCUCCAAUCACAGAGCUCCUGUCCCGGCUGCAGGAGAAGCUGAUUGGCGCAUCCACAGACUCUGAAACGAGCUCCCUGAUUGGUCGUGUGGAACAGCUCUUCCAAACAGCAGAUCCCCAUUGGCUGUUCUCCCCAGUCUCAGCCAAUCAGGAUGACGGCUGGGCGGGGCUUCGGGCGGCGUACAGCUCUCUGGUCAGUGCUCUGAUUGGCUGCGCAGCUCUGCCGCUCUGUGAGGACGACUGCGGCUCUCUGCCCGCUGCGGCCUAUCAGAGCGUCCCGACCCGAGCCGGACCAGUAUGCUCCGCCCUCAGAGCGCUGCUGGGAACUCUGGGAGACUGGGAGGCAGGGGGCGGAGCCAGAGGAGGUCGGACUGGUCUGCUGCUGACUGUGGCUCCUCCCAUCUGCGUGUUCGCUGUCACACAUUUCCAGGAUCAGGCGUGGACCAGCUCCUCCUCCAGAGCGGCGGCACAGAGCCUGCAGGGGGCGCUGCUGAGGGCGGGGGGCUGGAGGGACUCGCCCCACCUCCUGAUGGGGGACGGGAGUCAGGACAAAGCGGAGGAGGGGGGAGGAGGGAGGAGCAGAGGAAUUCUGGGAGGAAUCCUGGACGUCCUGCAGCCUCAACUGACCAAGGACUCGUGGCAGCGUUGUGAAGCAGUGAAGUUGGUGUUUGCUUGGACUCUCCUGCAGGUGACUCGCCCCUCUCUCUCCCCUCAUCUGCCCCACCUCCUCCCCCCCUCCCUCCUCCUCAGCGACCACUACAGACCAGAGAACUGCAUGCUGGGAGUUCGCUGUUUGCACCACAUCGUGCUCAACACGCCUGCUGCAGAUCUUCGUCAGUUCAACAGAGCAGAAGUUCUCUACCAGGCGUUAUUCAAACACCUGUACACCACAGAGGCUGCUGUCAUACAGCCGGUCCUGUCGUGUCUGUUGGACCUGCUGUUGGUUUUGGAGAAGGCCCCCUCCUCUCUCGCCCCCUCCUCCUCCCGCAGGAAGCCCUGUCGCCAUGACGACGUGCUGCGUCUGGUCCUGACGCACAUGGAGGCGGAGCACAAGGUGGCGCUGCGACGCGUCUACGCCUCCGCUCUGCCUCCGUACAUAGACAGGAUGGGCGUGGCGGUGUGCAGACACCUGCGGCGGGUGGAGCGGGUGGUGCUGGGAUACCUGGAGAUCAGAGACCCACCUGAGGAGACGAGUCGACUGAAGAUCCUGGAGGUGCUGCAGAAAACCACCAGAGCAGCCUGGCCACGGAUGGCGUCUCGUGUUGACGUGUUGCUGCGUUGCUUGUUGAAAUUGCUGCUCGACGUCUCUUCAGACUCUCAGCUCAGUGAUUCAGUCAGACAGAAGCUGAUGAAUCAAACGUCUCUCUGCGUCAAACUGCUGGACGGCUGCUCACAGGGAACGCUCCAGCCUCUCCUCCAGCAGGUCGACAGCAGCUGCUGCAGCUCUGAGGUGCUCGGUUGCCUGGCGACAGUAACUAUGACGACAGAGAGGUGAUGCCGCACACCUGGAACAGACGCAGCGAGUGCAGAGCAGCUGUUUCCUGACAGACAGAACUGAGGGCGUGAGAGUGGACGCUUACCGGGUCGGACUUCCUGUUGACGUUUUUUUUUUGUCGGCAGAUGUUUGAGGAAGUUGGAAAUAAUUUUUUUUAAGUAUAAGUUUGCUGUUAUUCUAUAUUUUUCUCAUAGUCAACAACCGUCUGACUUCCUGUCUGCGGCUCUCAGCUGCGAGCCCAUUGGUUCCUGCUGAAGACGUAAAUCUUUAAAAACACCUCGCAGAUAAAUAGUUUCCUGUUUUAAAAAGGCUGUGAUUUCCUCAAACAGCUGCUCGCUGUUAAUAUGAUUAUUGUUGGUUUGCGGACAAGAAGAAAAUAUAGAUUAUCAUUUAAAGUGAAAUAAACCAACUGCUGGUGUGUUGCAGCAUUAAUGUGUUUGAGUCAGAAAGACUUUCAUUCAAAGAUAAAUAUCAUCAUACGUUCAGUCAUAGUGAGACAAACAGUAAUGCUAAUGCUAAUGCUAAUGCUGCAUUCAGGUCAUGUGGGAGUUAUUGUAAUCUCCAGUUUCUGACGUAUUAAAAAAAAAAAAAACAGCGUUCACUUCAACUUCCAAGUCUCAGUUAUGAUAUUUCUGACUAAAUAAUACAGAAAUGUUAAAAUAACAAACAUAAACACGUUGCUUCAGUCUGAUGCUGAAGGUAAUUAAACCCAAAUAUAAUGUUUUAUAGUGAUAUAUUAUCAGUUCAACUCUCAUACGACCAGCUCUGCUGUCGUGGUCAUCUUUUUUUCCCAUUGGACUUGAAUGCAGCGUCAUUUACCGCUGUUUGUCAGAGGUGGGAAAGUUAACCAGACGUCCAUUUCUACUAAAUAUGUCCUUUAGAUCAGCGGUUAUAUAAUCUUCAUGUCUGAAAACCUGAACCUUUCCAUGUAAUGUGGAGGUCCGACUAAAGUGCUGCGUUGAUGGUGUUUUUCAUCUGUCGGUGGGACGAUUUCCAGAUGUGAUCAAUAGAAACAUCUCUGCUUUCACUGUCUGUAAAUGUGUGAGGGGCUGUUUCCCAGCUGCCAUGUUCUGUCCCGGUUAUGUUUGUAUAUUUCUCAGUAUUUUGGGCUGUUUUUAACAUUUUGAAAGGACGUUUCUUUAUUUUGUGACAACAGUCGUGUUGUUUCUGUCUGCGCUCACUCUGGACUUCAUCAGUUUCCUCUUCACUGUGCUGUUCGACGAGUUUAAACUGCUUCUGAUACAGUAAAUGGUUUCUGUAAGUGAUAAACGUUCAAUAAAAAAAUUCAAAUCUU